Messenger RNA from Ipomoea triloba (trilobed morning glory), 1479 nucleotides. RefSeq names its product pinin-like. The coding region runs from base 1 to 1479 and encodes 492 amino acids. The transcript has 2 exons. The record is from RefSeq and is a predicted model, not a curated record. Lineage: Eukaryota; Viridiplantae; Streptophyta; Magnoliopsida; Solanales; Convolvulaceae.
AUGGAUCAAGAUGAAUCCCAAUACUUCGAUUUCGCCAAACUCACCAACAGAUAUCCCUCUGAAAUACAACAUCAAGCAUCCAGAGAGAUGGUGAUGAUCAUCAACAAUAAGAUAAAGCCUCCAGGAGGAGAACCCAUCUGGUCGUGGUAUUCCAGAGCCGAACAACUCGACUAUUUGAAAGGUUUUCUCAAGCCACUGGCAGCUGAGACUGGGCAAUCAACCAAGACUAAGGAGAAUGAGGAAAUAAUAGUUCUCUCGGAUACUGAGGAGGAAACUAAUCAAGAAAAUAUUGCUGUUGAAAAAACCAUGCCCCUAAUUUCUGUUAAACAAGAACCUGUUGAUGACUCUGUUCAUGAUACCUCUAUUGAAAAUACUACUGUUGAAAAUACCUCUGUUCAUGAUAAAAACUUGUCUCUAUCUGUUGAUACUAACCAAAUGACUGCUGUUGACUAUGGUCCAUAUCAACUAGAACCCCCUGCCUCACUUUUCUCCAAACUUGAUCUGUUUAAUAUCCUAGAUGAACACAGAAGGUCAGCCUCACUGGUCAACCGACUAUCAAUCCCUGUAACCAUUCCUCAAACUGAAAACCCCUCCUUAAGCCCAGUUUUAUCACUACCGUCAUCUCAACCAAGAGAGACUGAAAAGACCACUCAACCAAAUCCAGAAAAAUCUCUAUCCACUCAAUCUGAAGAGUCACACACUGUUGAAAUUAGGCUUGAACCACCUGCUGAAAAAUAUCCUGAAACAAACCCAGCCAACCCUACAACUGAACCUGAUCUAAGCCCAUUAGUCUUUGAGAUUGAAUGUGAAACAGGCAAUAUUCCAGAAAUACAGAAUGUAGGACCUGCUAAUGAAGAAGACAAUCUGCCUCUGUCUCAAGUGAAGAAAAUCAAAGAGAAAGCAAAAGGGAAGAAGAAAGUACAACAAGAACAAGCUGAUGAACAACCUGUACAAAAAAUCCAAGUCUUUCCAGUCUCUACGUCAAGGCGCAGAACUAGAUCAUCAUCAACUGCUGAACAAAAGGAAAAGGAAACCCCAUCACCUGUCCGAACGUCCAAGAGAAAACAACCACCUGCUGAACAAACUGCUGCUCAAGAAGCCACCGACAGUAAGAAGAGAAAGAAAAGCAUACUAGCAAAAUCAACUCAAUCACCACUGCCUGAAAGCCAGCCAGAAGUGUCUGUUGUUGCACCUGUUGGAACAAUCAGUCCCCAAUUCCUGUCAGAUGAAUUUGCUGCAAGAUGGGACUCCACAAAUCAAAGGAAGAUAUUGAGUGAAAGAUUUCUUGAUGCUGAAAAGUUCAAAUCCCAAUGCCAACUCAUGCCUGUGUUUGAGAAACUAAAUCUGGCCAAGUCCGUGACUUCUCUGAAAAGUUACCCUCCUAUUACCAUAAAAGAAUUCUAUGCAAAUCUGAUGCUGACCAUCAAGGAGGCGGGAUCAUCACAAUACGGGCGUGUAUGGCUUAGAGGAAAUGAGUAA